GGGAUGGGGCACUGUGGGAGGUGAGGAGGGUGCUGGAUGUCCAUGGGGAUGGGGCACUGUGGGAGGUGAGGAGGGUGCUGGAUGUCCAUGGGGAUCGGGCCCCCGGGGAGGUGAGGAGGGUGCUGGAUGUCCAUGGGGAUGGGGCACUGUGGGAGGUGAGGAGGGUGCUGGGCAUCCAUGGGGAUCGGGCCCCCGGGGAGGUGAGGGUGGGCUCGAGGACGCUCCGUGUGCCCCCAAGUCCACCGCCCUCCCCCGCGGGCAGCUCGCCAUGGCGAGGGCCGGGCACGCCUGGAGCCGCCCGGCGGCGGGGCAGGGCGGGCCCGAGGAGGACGAGGAUCCGCUGGACGCCAGGAUCGCGCGGAGCGGCUGCCUGGAGCAGCACCGGCAGCUGCAGGAGUGCAUGGCGGAGCGGCGCGACUGGCGGCACUGCCAGGAGCAGCUCCGCGCCUUCGGAGCCUGCAUGGCGGAGCGGCAGCGGCGGCAGCAGGGAGCGCAGAGCCCGGCCCGGCCCACGGACUGACGCCGCCCCCCGCUGGGGUUUAUUUCUGCACAACCGGCUGCGGAAUGGCUGGGGAAUUAAAGCUGCAAUUUGUCAUCCCUCGGCUUCAUCUGUGUCGCUGCAAGUUGGAGGGGGUGGCUGGUUUGGAGGGUGCAGCGUCAAGCUGAGGCACGGCAGGUUCAAGAGGAAUUUCUUCGUGGAAAGGGGUUUUAGGGACUGCCCAAGGAGUCUGCAUCCCUGGAGGUGUCCAAGAACUGGACCUGGCACUCAGUCCUCUAAGGUGGGGAUUGGGCACAGCUUGGACUCUAUGAUUUCAGAGGUCUUUUCCAACCAAAAUGAUUCUGUGGCUGUGGAUUUCCAGCCCAAAAUGUCCCAAUCCAGGAGCAUACACAGCAUUCAGGCUGGGUCUUACCUCCAGAACAGCCCUGCUAUGUAGUUUUAUUCUGUGUAUUCUGUGCCAUCCUAAGGCUUUUCCCAGCAGUGAUAACCUCAUGUUCCACAGGAUGGGAUUUAUCUCAGAAGCCACAGAAAAAUUAGGAAUGGGAGAAAAAGGACUUCUCAUCUGACCACCA
Messenger RNA from Ficedula albicollis (Collared flycatcher), 1071 nucleotides. Its product is annotated as cytochrome c oxidase assembly factor 4 homolog, mitochondrial. Gene Ontology annotation, biological process: mitochondrial respiratory chain complex IV assembly. NCBI's taxonomy places the organism in Eukaryota, Metazoa, Chordata, Aves, Passeriformes, Muscicapidae. The transcript is spliced from 2 exons. Bases 269 to 520 code for a protein of 83 amino acids. The record is from RefSeq and is a predicted model, not a curated record. Gene Ontology annotation, cellular component: mitochondrial intermembrane space.